AUGGCUGAACGCAAAAUUAGGUUACAAUAUUAGCUACCUAUUGUGCAAAUUUUAUUGAUUUUUUAAAUACUAACUCUAGAUUUGUUGAAAUUAAAUAAAAAUAAUUCAAUGCAGUGUUUUAAUGGAUUUUAUAGACUUUAAUUCACUGAAUCAGUGAUUUAACCUAUAGUUAUUGAAAAUAGUGAUACCUUGGUGAGGUUAUUUUAAUUAUUGAUGGUUACUCAAUAGAAUAGUUUUUCUUUUUUGAAUUUUUUCUAAAAUUUAUUCAGUCACAUUCAAAUUACAGAUUGAUCCACACCAACAAUUAAAUAAAUAAAAGCUAUUUUUAUGUUAUCAAAGAAUCCAUAGGAUUCUGGAUCUACUAACUAGCAGCUAGCUUAUUGAGAACUCAACAAAUUUUUAAUUUUUGUAGAUAAAGGUAUUAGAAUUCUAAUGAACAAAUGGAUAUUUCUACUCCUGAGGAAGAGGAUUUCCCUGGACGAUUGCUUCACCAGGCUGCCCUGUGGGAUAAUGCCGAACUCCUGGAGGAUCUGCUGAGGGGCGAUCAACUGGCCCACAUCAACAGCCAAGACUCAUGGGGUCGAACGCCCCUUCAUGCAGCGUCAACUACUGAAAACUCAAGAUGCUUGAGGGUUCUUCUACAAGCUGGAGCCGAUUCAAAUAUACCAUGUGGACCAAGAGGCGACAACAAGACUCCGCUCCACACUUGUUCCGAGCACGGCUUCGUGGGCAAUGUGAUGUUGCUGCUGGCUCACAACGGGGACCUCGUGGCACGGGACAGUGGAGGCAUGACAGCACUGGACAUCGCUGAGAAGGGCGAGCAUGCCGAGUGCAUGCAAGUGCUCAAGCAGGCGGCUGAUGCGAGGGAACUGGCGCGACAGAGCUCAUACAUGGCGUUGCGCGAGGCGGUGGCAUCGGCCGAUUUGGCGGCAGUGCGCGCCAUCAUUGCCGACCUGGGUCCCGAGGCAGAACUACUCAUCAAUAUGGCGCCCAGUGGCUCUAACACGCUUCUCUUCAUAGCAUGCGAGCUUGGUCGUAAGGACAUUGCAAAGCUGCUAUUGGACUCAGAAGCGGAUGGCAGAAUUCAUCCCAUCACUAGGUAUUCGCCUCUCUAUAUAGCUUGCUUCAAGGGACGCAAAGAUGUUGCUGACAUUCUGCUCAAGAGAUUUCCAGAGCUAGUCCAGCAGCCGACAGUUGAAUGCUGGUUACCAAUCCAUGCAGCCUGCAUAAACGGCCAUACACACAUCAUGGAACAGUUGCUGAAGUUUCCUUAUCCACAGCAUUUGCUGUCCACUUAUACCAUCGACUCAGAGUGGGAAUUCCAGAUGGCGUUUGAUGUGAACAUGAAGGAUGUCACGGGCCAAAACGUUCUCUAUUUGGCAUGUCUACUUGGAAACUAUAAGAUGGUUGAUUUGCUUCUCAAGUUCAAAGUGAAAGCGACCAGAGUCAAGCGUAUUCAGCAGAAAGAGGAGGACACGGCCGAGGAAGAGGAAGUGGUGAGUCCGACAAGGCGCCGAAUAUCGGACGGCAUCCAGUCGAUUAUGACCCGACUGAACCUGGGCUCGAAGGGCGGCGGUGGCGGGGCGAGGAACGGUGCGGCAGAUAGCAACGAGAAGCAGCUGCUGCCCUGGCAGUUGGACGCCUACUGCAACAAUGACACGGAGACAGCGCUCCUGGCGGCAGUUAGGGGAAGGCAAGGUGACAUUGUUAGCGCUCUGUUGUCGGCCGGGGCCAACCCUAAUUUGACGCCUCAGCGGGGCACUUCCGAUCAGGAGCAUAUCUACCAGGAAGGCUCAGCACUGGUGCAGGCUUGUCGCAACCGGGACAUCGCCAUAGUGGACCUCCUGCUGAAGCACGGAGCCAGGGAUGACGACUGCAAGGCACUGGCUGUCGUUGUCCGCAACAACGAUGACAUACUCACUGCUAAACUGCUCUCCAUCAAGGCUUACCCAGACCCCGAGCACCGUAUCAACAAGAAGGCGAUGAACGAGAAAAUUCCAGCAUCGUCGUCGCAAUUUGGGGCGCUGCAGAAUCUGACCUACAGCAACAUGUUUGCCAACACUGCCGUCAUGAUCAACUGGCACUGUCAGCGGUGCCAACUGUCGCAGAUUCGACCGCAAUGGCUGAUUGACGCAGCAUUGCAUGUGAAUCCCAAACUGCGCCUGAAUCCCCGAAGUCAAGACGUGGUGUUGUAUGCGAUAACAAGGCUGGACAUCUCCAAUAACGCACUAGCCUGGCUACCUCCAAUGCUUUUUCAACUGCAUAGUCUCAGGUAUCUGAAUGUUGCUCAGAACAAAAUCGAAAAACUCCCAACCAACGAAGAUUUCAUGGACGUGGAUACAAAAAACAAAAGACAUUCCAAAUCUUUGAAAUUUGUGAAGGGAUAUUCAGCACCGAUGCUGGAAGAGCUUUAUCUGCAAGAUAACAGACUAGAAUGGUUGCCUGAAGAACUGUUCAAUCUGCCAGCACUUGUUACAUUGGACGUUUGCAAUAACAAACUACCAGCUCUGCCUUUCAAGAUGUGGCGAGCGCCAAAACUCAAAGAGUUGAAUGUAGCUUUCAAUCUGCUCAAAGAACUACCUGCCAUGCAAUUCGAGGACAAUAGUGACACAGGAAGCGUCUGCUCAGUUGAAUCUUCGAAGAGUGGUGACUCUGAAAUGCUGUUGAACUCACCCAUGAAGUCGAGCUCGUCCUGUCUCAACAGCCCUGAAAUAUUGUCCAACAAUAGAACUGUCCAGUUACUGUCUCACCACAACGUGUGGAGUAGAAGCGUGGAGGUGACAGAGCAGAUCCUUCACCCUGAGCACGACGCCAGCGAGGACUGUUCACAGUUGUCCUCCCUCAACUUGGCUCACAACCAGUUCACAUCCGUUCCGGUUGUACUGUCCUGUCUGGCUGUCAACCUAACCAGGCUCAAUCUUUCUUACAACAGUUUACGUUCGAUGAGUCACAUCACAUCAUACCCGAGUUCCUUGAAGCAAUUAGAUCUAAGUCAUAACCAGGUGUGCUGUUGGCCGAGCUUACCGCAAAUUGAAACCACUGACUCGAUGGAGCAAGCUGCUGUUACCUGCUAUGCUCCCGAACUCAACGCCAAACCAAUCAAACUGUCAGCAUCAGCUAGAAGACCAGGACGAUCAUUAAGGACAACGAUACUGAAUAGUUUAUGCGUUCAUCGAAGGCACUUUCGCCUGGAGAAUCUGCGGACCCUCGUUUUAGCUGACAAUAAGAUUACCAGGAUACAACUCAGCACUGAUGAUGACGGAUAUUCAUCACAGGAGAGUGAAGACACCGACAAUGAAUGGCAAGAAGUUCUAGGAUCAAACGCGUUGAAUGCAGCCAAAUGUAGACUAAUGUUCCCCAACUUGAGUAUGUUGGAUAUGAGUAACAACCUUCUGAAAGAGAUACCAGGCAAUAUAAAUGAACUCAGCAAUAGUCUGUCGGUGCUCAAUGUUAGUGGAAAUACAGAAAUCAGUGAGCUUCCUCCCCACAUGGGCCUGCUGUCACGACUGUGGAACCUGAACACACGCGGCUGUAAUCUGCAGGAACCCCUCAAGUCGAUGAUCGAGUCGAAGAAGUACAAGACAAUGGACAUCAUUGGCUACUUGAAGUCGGUGCUGGAGGAUGCCAGGCCCUAUGCGAGGAUCAAGUUGAUGAUAGUUGGCGUGCAGGGAAUCGGCAAGACCUCGCUGUUGGAACAGUUGCGGCAGGAGGGGAGUGGCAGUUACCGCAAGAAACCAGUCGAGCACUGGGCUAAGAGAAUGGGAAAUAAGAACAUCAAUGUGAAGACCUCGCGAGGCACUAAUAUGUCCACCGUUGGAGUGGAUAUUGGCGACUGGGUCUAUGAGAAGAAAAUUCGAGGCCAGUCCUCUCAUGGGCCAUGUGUUUUCAGAACGUGGGACUUUGGAGGGCAAAGAGAGUACUAUGCCACCCAUCAGUACUUUUUAUCGAAGCGAAGUCUCUACCUGGUGGUUUGGAGGAUCCCAGACGGACAAAAGGGCAUUUCAGAAAUAAUGCAAUGGCUAGUCAAUAUUCAGGCAAGAGCGCCGAAUUCUCCGGUUGUGAUAGUAGGAACUCACUAUGACAUGAUGAGAGAAAACUACCCCGCUUCUCGUUCUGAAGAUCUGCAGCAACUCAUUAGAGAUAAGUUUAUCAACGUUGUUGACGCGGAAAAAUGCGGUCUACCAAGAGUGCUGGAUACUAUUGAAGUCAGUUGCAAAACACGGCACAAUAUAAAACUGCUUUGUAAUCUUAUUUACGAUACUGCGUUCAGUUUGCGACCUCCAGGUAGUAAAGAGCUGCUACUAGAACAGCGAGUACCGGCCAGCUACCUGGCCCUGGAGGAUGUGGUAAGUCAGGUGGCUUCCGAACGCCGCCAGAAGGGCAUCGAUCCGGUGCUAAGUGCCGAACAGUAUCGCGCCGUCGUCUGGGCCGAGAUGCAGUACCGCUAUCAGCGCUCCUUCCGGGAUGCCGCCGAACUUCAUCAGGCCACACUUUUCCUGCAUGAUAACGGUGUGAUGCUCCAUUAUGAUGACGCAACUCUCAAAGACCUGUACUUUCUGGAUCCUCAAUGGCUGUGUGAUAUGUUGGCUCAUGUAGUAACAAUUCGAGAAAUCAAUCCGUUUGCUAGAACAGGUGUGAUGAAACUAGACGACUUGAAGCACGUAUUCAAAUCGUCGAAUCUGGGACCAGUGGAUACGCGGGGCUACAUUGUCAAUCUGCUGAACAAAUUCGAGGUGGCACUCACGUGGGACAACCGCACCCUCCUCAUCCCCUCCCUGCUGCCUUCUGAGGAUGAUCCUCACACGCCCAGUGUCAAGGUCAAGAUUCCAGUGCGAUCUAGAGGUUGGGCCGUGCGUAAUAAGAAGCUUCUCCCAUCUGCAGCUGCCACCACUGUAGUUGGCAAUUCGUCAUUCUAUGCUGAUACUCCACUUCCACCCAACACAUCAUCUACUACUGAUUCAAGCAGCGGCUUAGAGUUAAACGAGCGUAGCGACCCUGAGCUUGCGAUUCGAAGACUGCUGUUAAUGUCGUACUUCCCUUCUGGAUUCUGGUCGCGACUGAUGACUCGGCUGUUGGCUGAUGAUGCCAUUGUCGACAUUGUACGCUCCUUUUUCAUCAUGCCAAAAGAGGUGGCGCAAGAUGCAAAGAUGGCAAAGCUCCUAGACGUUCGUGCAGAAUGGGUGCUGUGGCAAACUGGCAUGGAACUGAGGUACUCUGACGUCGUACUUUUCAGGAUGAAAGAGGUGAUAUCCUCUGUGAAAAAUGCACCCAUCGAUUACAGGAAACUCAGGCUGAAAUUGAAACAAGAAGGGGUAUGGGCCGAUGUGGAUUUGGUGAACUCGUCAAUUCUGGAGGUGGUUCUACCGCUGGACACAAUUGUGAUAAAGAGGCCGAUAACUGACAACGACGAACAAAUCGGCUACCAGGCAAUCGUGUUGGACCCCUCUCCCGAGUGUGCGGCUCAGCUUUUAGCUCUUGCUGUCGAUCAUAUUGAUAUUCUCCUGGAAGACUGGUAUCCAACGCUAGGUACGAGAUUCGUUCACACUUCUGAAGGGAAGUUCCUGGUGACAAGGAUCGUCCCAUGUCCACGUUGCUUGGCUUCAUCUCUGCAAGAUAAUGAUAAUGAUAACAACUGGCCGGCGGCACGCCAAAAUCUAGCACUGCCUAAUUUCCCCUGAGUACGAAAAUCGCAAGAAAGCUACACAUCUGAUGGAGACAGUGGAGUGGGGCCUGAUAGUCCUGGAUCCAGUCGCAAACCUUCGAUGGAGGGACAUCCAGAAGUGAUAAACGAAGAUGAAGAAGUGGUGGAGCCAGAUCCUCAGUACAGUUGGAUGGUGGAAGAGUGCAUUCUCGCUGCCUAUGAUAAGAAAAGUGUCAAAUGUCCACUACACGGCGAUAUAUCGCUCGCACAUAUUGCCCCUGAUACGAUGUUCCUAGACCUGGGCGAAAGGCACCUGAUCCGUCCGAACAGCAUAACCAGAGGCCACCUGCUUGGUAGGGGCGCAUUUGGCUUUGUGUUCAAAGGCACGUGCAAAGUGCGCGGCUCCAAUGCAAGCAUCGAUGUCGCCAUGAAGAUGCUGCAGCCUGUCGCUCCUGGGCCCAAUGCUAGUCAGUCGGCCGUCAUUGCUUACAAGGGUGCCCAAGGUAAAUGGGACCGUGACCCGUUGCAGUACGCCAGUAAAGCCUAUUGCACAGCCAGACAGGAGCUGAACAUUUUGCUGACACUGCGUCACCCGAACAUCGUUCCGCUGGUGGGCGUUUGCACCAAACCACUCGCCUUGGUGCUGGACUUGGCGCCACUUGGUGCUCUUGACGUCACGCUCAGGAACUACCGGAGAUCGGGGGCCAAACUUGGUGCUUUCACCCUGCAAGCGGUUAUUCUUCAAGUAGCAAAGGCUAUUGAGUAUCUUCAUCAGCAGCACAUUAUUUACCGGGAUCUGAAGUCUGAGAAUGUUCUUGUGUGGUCAAUGCCCCCUCCUUUCCAAGAUCAUCUAGAUGUGCCUGUCUAUAUCAAAUUGGCCGACUAUGGUAUAAGUAGAUUGACUCUUCCUUCCGGAACUAAAGGCUUCGGAGGCACUGAAGGAUUCAUGGCCCCGGAAAUCAUGCGCUACAAUGGAGAAGAAGAAUAUACUGAAAAGGUGGAUUGUUUUUCGUUUGGCAUGUUUAUAUACGAGCUGCUCACUCUCCAUCAGCCAUUCGAGAGUCACGAAUCCGUGAAGGAGUGCAUCUUGGAAGGUGGGAGACCGCCUCUCACUUAUAGGGAAACAUUGUACCCUUCAUACAUGCUUGACCUGAUGGUGUUAUGCUGGUGUCAGCAACCACGUGACCGGCCGUCUGCCAGCCAGAUAGUGUCGAUUGCGUCUGCGCCGGAAUUCACCCAUCUGCUCGACAUUGUCUCGCUCAAUCACCCCUCCACUGUAGUCGCAACGGUCACUGCCUCCUCGUUCCAGGCCCACAACGAAGACGGCGCCUGUGCGAGCGGAGGUGAGAUCUGGCUGGCAUGUGCCAACAAAGUGACCGAUCAGCUGGUGGUGAGUGGUCACUCGUUUGUCCAGUACUCGAGCCUCGUCCUGCCAGGUGAACCCACAGCCGCUUGCCUCGUCGGCAACUCUAUCUGGCUCGGCGAUUGCAAGGGGCAGAUACAUGCCUAUUUCGCGGGCGAUUGCACGCACAUAUUCAGUUACGCACUGGACCCCGAAUCGCCGGCCAACGCAGGCGUGUGCGCCAUUCUGCACCUGGAGCAGCAGGCGCGUGUCGCCGUCGGUCUGUCCAACGGGCGCGUGUUCCUGGUACGGGACGACAUGUCGCCGACUGCACCCACAAUGGGCGAGGGCAGCUUUGUCAUGAGUGAGCUGGGCAGUAGUAGUGUGUUGCACGCUAUCACCACUGUCUACACCGACAAACACAAUGAAUGCCAGCUGUGGUGCGGAGAGAGUGACGGCGCUCUGUCGGUGUACACGAUGCAUGACAACAUGGUGACUGGACACAAAGUGCUCAACCACUUUGAGCCGAUCAUCGCCAACGUGCAUGUCCACCAGAUUGUCUCCUCACACUCGCCCAUCAUGUACGACGGCCCGGCUGCCGUCUGGACUUAUGUGCAUCCAGGUUGUGUAGUAUAUCAAUGGGAUCCAAUAUCUGGAAACAUUGUCAAUAAACUUGAUUGUUCAAAAUUGGUUCCUUGCUCCGAAAGUUUGAAAUCCAUCAGUAUAGAAGAACAUCUCAGUCCUGGUCGAUGUCAGGUGACAAGUCUGUGUGUGCUAAACACAGAGCUGUACAUAGGGACGACCUGGGGCUGCAUAGUUGUGGCGGAGAGGACCAGCAUGAGACCAAUCACUGUGUUCCGUCCGUUCCAGGAGGAGGUGUCGGCCAUCUUGGCGUUGCAGCCGCUCGGCCAAUCAGAGACGCUGUUGGUGACCAUUGGUCAGGGCUAUCGCAGUCUCAUCAAACGCUACAAGGAUGUGAUUGGUACGCCGACUCUGCUCAGUCAGUGCUCGCAAACACACAAUAACUCGUUUGCGUUACUGUGGGCCACUGAUAAUUGGGCUGCAGCGUAAUUAGAUAGAAAGAAUAUUACAAUAUCAUAAUAAUGUGGAAUAAUAUUGCAAUUAUUCAAUUGUAUGAUAAACUCAUUGCGCUCCUAUGAUAACUUGGCUGCUGCUUAAAACCAUACAGAAAAUAAACCAUAAUGUUAUGCUAUCAUUUCUCUAUGGUAGAACCAAGUGGCAUCAAAAGCUAUAGUGAGGUUCACGUUAUAAUGGCAGUAAUUGAUUAGCAAUGCUAUUGCUAUCCUUGUCUAUCAUUUAACA
This is a messenger RNA of Nilaparvata lugens (brown planthopper), 8306 nucleotides long. It is a transcript of the gene Lrrk, whose product is annotated as leucine-rich repeat serine/threonine-protein kinase 1. The transcript has 45 exons. The record is from RefSeq and is a predicted model, not a curated record. Gene Ontology annotation, molecular function: ATP binding; protein kinase activity; protein binding. Gene Ontology annotation, biological process: protein phosphorylation. NCBI's taxonomy places the organism in Eukaryota, Metazoa, Arthropoda, Insecta, Hemiptera, Delphacidae.